UCGAGGAGGAAACUUGCAGAAGCUGCUGCUCACUCUCAGUGCUCUGGACCUUACUUUGCCCGUGAGGACAACCACAACAACGCGCCACCAUGGUCGACGCCUUCUGUGCCACCUGGAAACUGGUCGACAGUGAGAACUUCGACGACUACAUGAAAGCUCUGGGCGUGGGCUUCGCCACCAGGCAGGUGGGCAAUGUGACCAAGCCCACGGUCAUCAUCAGCCAGGAGGGAGACAAGGUGGUCAUCCGCACCCAGAGCACUUUCAAGAACACAGAGAUCUCCUUCAAACUGGGCGAGGAGUUCGACGAGACCACCGCAGACGACAGGAACUGCAAAUCCACAGUGUCCAUGGACGGGGACAAGCUGGUCCAUGUCCAGAAGUGGGACGGCAAGGAGACCAAGUUCGUGAGGGAAAUCAAGGAUGGAAAGAUGGUCAUGAACCUGACCUUCGAGGACAUCCACGCCGUCCGCACCUACGAGAAGGCAUGAGCGCCCGCAGCCCUCCGGCGGCCAUGAAGUGUUGACUCCCUCAUAAUUAUUAACUGUCUGCUUCUCUUUGCACUUCAUCCUCCUCCACAUGUGCUCGGCUGUUUUGUAAGAUUUUUUUUUUUAUAUGAGAAACAAUUCCGCCGUGACGGACGGAUUGUGAAACAAGAAAUAAAACACGGAGAACAA
This is a messenger RNA of Synchiropus splendidus (mandarinfish), 674 nucleotides long. RefSeq names its product fatty acid binding protein 7, brain, b (gene fabp7b). Lineage: Eukaryota; Metazoa; Chordata; Actinopteri; Syngnathiformes; Callionymidae. Bases 90 to 488 code for a protein of 132 amino acids. Gene Ontology annotation, biological process: fatty acid transport. Gene Ontology annotation, molecular function: fatty acid binding. The transcript is spliced from 4 exons. Gene Ontology annotation, cellular component: nucleus; cytosol. The record is from RefSeq and is a predicted model, not a curated record.